AUUGUACCAUCCAGUGCCCUGAACUGGUUUGUCAUAUUCCUUACAUUGUGACUGUGCCCAGUGUGUAAUGACAAGUAGGUGAAUUCAUUUCUCUCUCUUUAGGAUCUGAAGUAUGACGUCCUUGUUUUUUGUGAUCCUGCUGGUCUUUGGAUUGGUACAGAUGAACUCAUCCUCCUUCUAUGAUGGAGUUGAGGAGCUGAACAAUGACUUUAUUCUUAGUUGUGCAAAAGAUGCAAAACAGCUGGUGGAUACUGCUUACAAAAAAACUCGCCACAUCUUGAAGGAGCGUUUACGGACGCAGACCGCAACUGCUACUGAUGUCAUGGCGUAUUUCAAACAACCUGUGGCUGGCAGCAGGACAGCCAUACGAUCUGCUGACUAUAUGGGCACCACUCUCCAACUCCUGACAGAGAGAGUGAAAAAAUUUCAUCAGGGUCGUUUCAAUAUCACAGAUAUUCUGACAGCUGGACAGUUGGAUGGUAUUUAUAAGGUGACUGGCUGUGCUUACCAGAAUCUUCCAAAGGCUUGUCAGGAAAGCCCCUAUCGGACAAUUACAGGACAAUGCAAUAACAGGAGGAACCCUCUCCUUGGUGCUUCCAACACUGGGUUUACACGUUUGCUGCCAGCUGAAUAUGAAGACGGCACCACCCUUCCACGUGGUUGGACGCUAGAGCGGCCAAUCAAUGGUUUCCGGCUACCCUUGUCACGUGCAGUAUCCAAUUCGCUUGUCCGUUUCCCUAAUGAGAAUUUGACUAUAGAUAGCGAAAGGUCCCUUAUGUUCAUGCAGUUUGGUCAGUGGACAGACCACGACCUUGAUCUCUCUCCUGAGACCCCAGCACGGUCAACAUUUCUUGAAGGCCUGGACUGUGACCACACAUGUGUCCGAGAGCAGCCCUGCUUCCCUCUGGGGAUUCCACCAAAUGAUCCCAGGAUUCGUAAUCAGAGUGACUGUAUUCCACUUUUCCGUUCAGCUCCUGUGUGCGUUCCUGGAUCUCCUGUACGUGAGCAAAUUAACAUUCUCACCUCGUUCCUUGAUGGAAGCCAAGUGUAUGGUAGUGAUUGGGCACUUGGUACUAAGCUCCGUAACAACUCAAACCAAUUGGGUCUGAUGGCUAUUAACCAGAAUUUUACUGACAACGGACUCCCUUACUUGCCUUUUCAAACCGAUGGGGUGGAUGGAGUGGAUUUCUGUGUCCUGACAAACAAAUCAUCUGGAAUACCUUGCUUCUUAGGAGGAGACCCUCGUGUCAGUGAACAACCUGGUCUCACAGCUUUUCACACCAUUUUUGUGCGAGAACACAAUCGUAUUGCUACAGAACUGCGCAGAUUAAACCCUCGCUGGUCAGGUGAAACUCUGUACCAAGAAGCUAGGAAAAUCGUAGGGGGGAUCUUACAGAAAAUAACCUACAAAGAUUGGCUGCCCCUUUUGCUGGGCUCAAAGCUGAAUCAGGUCAUUCCUCCAUACAGAGGCUACAAUGAGUCUGUAGAUCCAAGAGUAGCCAAUGUCUUUACUGUUGUCUUCCGCAUGGGUCAUACACUUAUACGGCCAUUCAUCUUCCGGCUAGCAGACGGCUAUAGACCUUUGCAACCAGAAUCCAUGGUGCCACUGCACAUGACCUUCUUUAACAGUUGGAGGGUGGUCCGAGAAGGAGGAAUUGAUCCACUUCUCCGCGGCCUUAUGGCAACCCGAGCUAAACUGAAUCGCCAAAACCAGAUUGUGGUUGAUGAGCUCAGGGAGCGUCUUUUCAAGCUUUUUAAACGCCUUGGCCUUGAUCUGCCAGCCAUCAACAUGCAACGUGGUCGAGAACAUGCCAUACCAGGGUACAAUGCAUGGAGGAGGUUUUGUGGUCUCUCUCAGCCUCGGAAUUUAGAAGAGCUGGCAGCAGUGCUACGAAAUAGAGAGUUGGCUCAAAAAUUCAUGAAUCUGUAUGGGACACCUGCAAAUAUUGACAUCUGGAUGGGAGGUGUCGCUGAGCCUCUGGUGCCAGGAGGCAGAAUUGGUGAGCUGCUUUCUUGUCUGAUUGGGAACCAGCUCCGUAGAGCACGUGAUGGGGAUCGAUUUUAUUAUGAGCAAACUUCAGUAUUUAAUGCAGCUCAGAGGAGAUCAAUAGAACGGGUAACUUUGGCUCGUGUCGUCUGUGAGAACACCAGGAUUACUGAAGUCCCUGUAAAUGUGUUUAUGGGUAACAGCUACCCUGCAGAUUUUGUAAGAUGCUCCCGGAUCCCUGCUCUGGACUUGAGACCCUGGAGAAGAAGGGAAAAUGGAGCAGAGCCUGAAGAUUUCUCUUACUAGGAACAUACACAUAAGAUCUACAGAGUGAAAAUGUUAAUUGGAAGUGCAGUGCUCACGCAUCUUUUUUUAUAAAGCACGUUGUGCCAUUUGCUUUUCUUGAUAAUCAUAUUUUGUGGAUAGUUCCAUUUAAAGCAAAAUCUUCAGAUAAAUGUACAAUAUCUAAUAAAGAUUGUAUCUGAAAGAGAUAUGUUAUUAUUAAACAUUGUGCAUAUACAUUUUAGAGUACAGUGUAAGCAUUUUGGUUGACAUUUUUUUAUUUGGGAAAAGGUUGCAUAAAUAUGUUUGAAACACCUCAUAUACUAAAUCAUUGCAAAGGAUGUGCGUGUCUAUGUGUGAAUAAAAGUGUUUAUGUGUCUAUGUAUAUAUGAGUGUGUAUAUCUGAGUGAGUGUGUGUAUAUGUGUGAAUGAGUGUGUGUGAGUGUGCAUGUAUGUGUAUAUGUGUGAAUUAAUGUGUGUAUCUGAGUGAGUGUGUGUAAGUGCAUAUAUGAGUGUGUCUGUGUGUGUGUGUUUAUGUACUGUAUAUGAGUGAAUGAGUGUGUAUAUCUGAGUGAGUGUGUGUGCGAGUGUGUCUGUGUGUGUGUGUAUAUUUGUGAAUUAGUGUGUGUAUGUGAGUGAGUGUAUAUCUGUGAAUUAGUGUGUGUAUUUGAGUGAGUGUGUGUGAGUGCAUAUUUGUGAAUUAGUGUGUGUUUGUCAGUGUGUAACAGUUUUAAGUAUAAGUAUCAGCUAUAAAUAUACUACAUUGACCUACAGACAGCUGACAAGGGGAGGUUAGGGCCAGAAUAUUGUUCCCCAUCAUUAUUAGCAUUUUGCAACAGAAAUGUAAUUUUUUUGCUGCAUGCAAAUGUGGGUUGAUCACAUUUCUUUAGAAAAAUGUGUCAAAUUAUUUAUCUACAUAAAUCCCCAUAGAUCUAAAUAGUGAUUUUCUUUUGAAAAAUGAAGUAAGUUUUUCUAAAGGAUUUUGGUCGACCCCUGUGUUAGUAAUAUUCUAGUUAUGCAUUUAUCAUCCUUAAGGCAUUAGCUUUCUUUCCAAGUGAUUUUUAUUGCUCGUUACAGAAGUUACUCAGAUGUGAAUGGUAACUGUAGUGAUUUUUACAAUAAAUGACAUUUAAAUCAA
Bombina bombina (fire-bellied toad) is the source of this 3407-nucleotide messenger RNA. Its product is annotated as eosinophil peroxidase. Gene Ontology annotation, biological process: response to oxidative stress. NCBI's taxonomy places the organism in Eukaryota, Metazoa, Chordata, Amphibia, Anura, Bombinatoridae. The transcript is spliced from 13 exons. Gene Ontology annotation, molecular function: peroxidase activity; heme binding. The coding region runs from base 113 to 2293 and encodes 726 amino acids. The record is from RefSeq and is a predicted model, not a curated record.